Molecule: messenger RNA, 489 nt
Organism: Fomitopsis serialis
Lineage: Eukaryota; Fungi; Basidiomycota; Agaricomycetes; Polyporales; Fomitopsidaceae
Exons: 2
Coding region: 61-330 (89 amino acids)
Source: RefSeq, a predicted model, not a curated record
CGCGCGCCACAUUGACACCGCCGUCCCAUUCCUUAUAGAUUCAGAAUAGGGCCCUCAGACAUGACUUCAGAAAUGACUUCAUUAGACACAGGUAUUAUCCAGAGCAGCAAAAUCGCACAGACGUCGUAUAACCGUAACUGGCGCCGGGACAUAAACGAGAGCCAACCCCCAGCACUGCCUGUGUUGCGUAGAAGCUACAGGGAUGCCGAAUUCGACGAGAUCGUGGAAAAACUUAGGGGUAGCAGUUAUGCUUCGACGCCGCCCGGGCACCCUGCCUACGACCAAGAAACCACGCGGUACCGUAGCAGUGCCGCCGUUCUGCCGUUCUGAGGACGAGCAUAGUCAUUGGUCUAAAAUUUGUAGUACGAGCAAGCGACAGUGCGCACAUGAGGAUCGAUUUCUUGUAGAGAUGGCUGGAUGUCUUGGAAUGCUUGUAAUUUCUGGGUGUAAUAGCAUGCUUAGGCUACUGUUGAGUGGCAGUGACACAGA